This is a messenger RNA of Aedes aegypti (yellow fever mosquito), 618 nucleotides long. RefSeq names its product sulfotransferase 1C4-like. The record is from RefSeq and is a predicted model, not a curated record. The transcript has 4 exons. NCBI's taxonomy places the organism in Eukaryota, Metazoa, Arthropoda, Insecta, Diptera, Culicidae. Bases 95 to 514 code for a protein of 139 amino acids. Gene Ontology annotation, molecular function: sulfotransferase activity.
ACCUUUUGCUUAGGUGGACCAUACUGCCCCUAUCGACCCUACAUGCUGCCGAGACAACAAAGUGAAACGCAAUCUUAACUCAGUGGACGGGCGCAUGGCAACAUCAUCACUUACAUCAGUCACGUUCAGGCCACCGUCCGCAAGACAUUCGGACAUUCCUCGUUUGAGUUGUAAAACAAUGGAGUUCAAUAAUAACGACAACGGAGAUAAGUUUCCCUAUUCAAUUGAUUUUGUGGAUCAGCUAACAAAUGAAAAACUUUUACGUGAUUUUCACGGUGAAAAAACUGGAUUCGUUCGAGUAGGUAACGAUAAAUGGGUUUUUCCUAGUAAAUAUCGAGAUGCUGCGGAACAUUUUUACAACUUUCAAGCGCACCCUGAUGAUGUUUGGGUUGCAACUUAUCCUCGUUCUGGAACAACGUGGACACAGGAAAUGGUGUGGUUAAUAUGUAACAACUUAGAUUUCCAAGCCGCACGUAGCGAGCCACUAACCAAGCGUUUUCCCUUUUUCGAGUAAUCUAUGUUGCGAGGAAUCCAUCAGACGUUGUUGUGUCAUAUUACCACCUUAACAGAUUAUAUCGUACCCAAGGCUAUCAAGGAGACUUCAAAACAUUCUACGAC